AUUGCGGGGACGCCUCGGGCAGUCAGUCAGUCAGUCUCAAGCUUGUGAGGGAGACCGCAGCCCUGGAGAUCAAGCACCCCAGCGAUGUGCACCCACACGAUAGUUAACUCCCAACUCGUUACAACUUUACAAGUGCUUCGUAACGGUCAAUGAAUGCAACGCCGUACCUUGCAUUAGUUAGCCGCGAGUCCUGGGGAGGAGCCGGGCCGCCCACCGCCACCAACAGCACGACCCGUUCUUCCGGGAUCUUCGGGAGUCAAACGCAAUCCGCGUUUAUCUUGAAAUCGGGUGUCUGUUUUCGCGCGCUUCAGCUUUCUCUCUGGAAGAACGCGUGCAGCACGCGUCACAUUGCGGGGAGAUUGGCCCCUCUCAUGAUCGACGGGCGCCAUCAAACAGCCGGGCACGAGCCGGGGUCAGUCCGGGGAAGAACGCCCACAGACCCACUGUUACCCGGGGUGACCGAGCUGCUCGUCGCUGCCCGUGUAACGACAACCAAGCCCACCGCUCUUGCAGUUGCAAAUUUGAAGCACCAACAAAGUUCUGCCUCCAUCAGCUCCUCAUGGUGUCAUCCAAAUCAGAACUCAAAUCACGCACAUGAGUGCACCCUAAAUGGGGAUCAAAUAAAAGCUCGGGCUGGAGCAAAAGUAUGUGGGGCCGAGUACCGAAACAAUACUUCCACCGUUCGGUCCGAGUCUGAACAAAGGACGAGCUCGGCCAUGCGCCCGGUUUGGCAAACUACCACCGACAACCGACAUAGACAUAGCUAAAUUUAAGCUACGGAGUAGACCGAGACAAAUACG
Messenger RNA from Chaetomium fimeti, 800 nucleotides. RefSeq lists its product as uncharacterized. The transcript has 2 exons. The record is from RefSeq and is a predicted model, not a curated record. Bases 150 to 767 code for a protein of 205 amino acids. Lineage: Eukaryota; Fungi; Ascomycota; Sordariomycetes; Sordariales; Chaetomiaceae.